Molecule: messenger RNA, 1229 nt
Organism: Fusarium verticillioides 7600
Lineage: Eukaryota; Fungi; Ascomycota; Sordariomycetes; Hypocreales; Nectriaceae
Product: ubiquitin-conjugating enzyme E2 2
Exons: 4
Coding region: 292-747 (151 amino acids)
Biological process (GO): protein polyubiquitination; proteasome-mediated ubiquitin-dependent protein catabolic process; DNA repair
Cellular component (GO): HULC complex
Molecular function (GO): ubiquitin conjugating enzyme activity
Source: RefSeq, a predicted model, not a curated record
CUCUCACCUUGCAUUGAUAGGCCAGACCGAUAAGCAUGCUUGAUUGGUAGAUUGCAUCACCCAACUCCUCCGCUGUGGAAUCUGAAUCAUCGACCAGUCGUCCAUGACCAAUCUCCAUCUCCGCUCAUCAUCUUGCACCGCCAAAUCUCAAGACAGUGAACCGUGCAUGCAAAUCAUUUCGCCUGGUAGAAAUAUUCGUCAAACACAGGAUUCACGUAACGAUUUCGCUCGCUUAACAGCAUUCAGCUUCUAUCCUUACAUCCGUUCUCGCCUUUUGACCCAGUCGCUAUCAUGUCUACCGCCGCUCGUCGCCGUCUCAUGCGAGACUUCAAGCGCAUGCAGACCGACCCCCCCGCCGGCGUCUCUGCUUCACCUGUACCAGACAAUGUCAUGACCUGGAACGCCGUCAUCAUCGGCCCCGCAGACACUCCCUUUGAAGAUGGCACCUUUCGACUUGUGAUGCAGUUCGAAGAGCAAUAUCCCAACAAGCCUCCCCAAGUCAAGUUCAUCAGCCAGAUGUUCCACCCUAACGUCUACGCUACUGGAGAGCUUUGUCUCGACAUUCUGCAAAACCGAUGGAGCCCUACGUACGAUGUCGCCGCUGUCUUGACCAGUAUUCAAAGUUUACUUAACGACCCUAACACUGGUUCACCUGCAAACGUCGAAGCUUCCAACCUAUACAAGGACAACCGAAAGGAAUACACCAAGCGUGUCAGAGAGACAGUGGAGAAGAGCUGGGAAGACUGAACGGCCAAACUCCAAAAGGGACAGAGAACGGUAUGCCAACGUCGGCCUGUCCAACAAGGUGACAGAUCAGGUUGCUCAAACGAUGAAAAGUGCUCUGCAGCCCAAAGCUGCAAGGCAUUUUAUGUAUAUGGCGUUUUGGGGUGCGAGGAGUUUUAAACUGACUAAACUGCAUUCGAGGCGUUGCAAGCGUCUAGGAAGCCCCGGGAACGUUAGCUUAUGAUAUCACAAGGGUUCAUCAUGAAGAAAGGAGUUUAAUGUUUCUUGUAGCGCCUUUGUUUAUUGCCCGAGGAUGACUCUCAGCGAAGUGAACUCACUGCCUUAAAAAUGCUCUCUAAUGAAGCGAUAUGUGUCGAAUGGUGGGGGUGCAUUGUGUGUCCUGGCUUGUCAGGAAUGGCGACAUGUUUAAUGACUCUUAUCGGUUGGUUUCAUGUGAUACUUUGCCAAAGAACGCUUGUUAUCGUUGCAUGAACUUAAUAUCCUCC